Molecule: messenger RNA, 966 nt
Organism: Galeopterus variegatus (Sunda flying lemur)
Lineage: Eukaryota; Metazoa; Chordata; Mammalia; Dermoptera; Cynocephalidae
Gene: PTPN18
Product: protein tyrosine phosphatase, non-receptor type 18 (brain-derived)
Exons: 10
Biological process (GO): peptidyl-tyrosine dephosphorylation
Cellular component (GO): nucleus; cytoplasm
Molecular function (GO): non-membrane spanning protein tyrosine phosphatase activity
Source: RefSeq, a predicted model, not a curated record
AAAAAAUGUGAGUGUUACUGGGCCCAAGAGCAGGAGCCACUGCAAAUUGGGCCUUUCUGCAUCACCCUGGAGACGUGGCUGAAUGCAGACAUCAUGCUCAGAACCCUCCAGGUCACAUUCCAGAAAGAAUCCUGUUCUGUGCACCAGCUGCAGUAUAUGUCCUGGCCAGACCAUGGGAUCCCCAGCAAUCCUGACCACAUGCUCAUUAUGGUGGAGGAAGCCCGUCACCUCCAGGGAUCUGGCCCCGGUCCCCUCUGUGUCUACUGCAGCGCCGGCUGUGGGCGAACAGGUGUCCUGUGCACUGUGGAUUAUGUGAGGCAGUUGCUCCUGACCCAGAGGAUCCCACCUAACUUCAGCUUCUUUAACAUGGUGCUCCAGAUGCGGAGGCAGCGGCCUGCGGCUGUGCAGCAACACGAGCAGCACAGGUUCUUGUGCCACACGGUGGCUCAGAUGUUCUGCUCAGCGUUCCAGAACACCAGUCCCCACUACCAGAACCUCAAGGAGUGUGCCCCACUCUACGAUGAUGCCCUGUCCCUCCGGACUUCCCGGGUCCUUCUUGCCUUACCCCGCCCACCAGGCGGGGUCCCCAGGUAUCUGGCUCCAUCCUUGGCGCCGCGCGCCCGGCGGCCCGGGGCGCAAGCGGAGGACGCGCGGGGGGCGCCGUCUGGCCGCGUUCCUGCUGACCAAAGCUCUGAUGGGCCCGACGCCUAUGAGGACGUGGCGGAUGGAGCUCAGACCAGUGGGCUAGGCUUUAAACUGCGCAUUGGAAAGCCAAAAGGGCCUCGGGAUCCCCCUGCCGAGUGGACCCGGGUGUGAGUGCUGCGCCCACGCCUGCCUGUGGCUCCACAUGGGGGCUUGGACUGCUGACGGCCAUCGCUGUGCUGUGCGAUGUGUUAGGAACGGGGACACUGGGCCUGAACCAAAAUAAAAAUUUCUCAGGGUGGGAAAUGUGGGGGUUUUGCCCUA